Molecule: messenger RNA, 564 nt
Organism: Puma concolor (puma)
Lineage: Eukaryota; Metazoa; Chordata; Mammalia; Carnivora; Felidae
Gene: LHPP
Product: phospholysine phosphohistidine inorganic pyrophosphate phosphatase
Biological process (GO): dephosphorylation
Cellular component (GO): cytosol; cytoplasm
Molecular function (GO): inorganic diphosphate phosphatase activity; phosphatase activity
Source: RefSeq, a predicted model, not a curated record
AUGGCUGCGUGGAGCGAGCGGCUGGCAGGCGUGCGCGGGGUGCUGCUCGACAUCUCGGGUGUCCUGCACGAUAGCGGCGAGGGCGGCGGCGUGCCCAUCCCUGGCUCCGUGGAGGCGCUGGCGAGACUGAAGCGGUCCCAGCUGAAGGUGAGGUUCUGCACCAACGAGUCACAGAAGUCCCGGGGGGACCUGGUGGGGCUCCUGCGGCACAUGGGCUUCGACAUCUCUGAGGGCGAGGUGACCGCCCCGGCCCCGGCCACUUGCCUGAUCCUGAAGGAGCGAGGCCUGCGGCCACACCUGCUCAUCCAUGACGGAAUCCGCUCAGAAUUUGCCCAGAUCGACACGUCCAACCCGAACUGUGUCGUAAUAGCAGAUGCAGGAGAAAGCUUUUCUUACCAAAACAUGAAUAAGGCCUUUCAGGUGCUCAUGGAGCUGGACAAUCCUGUGCUCAUAUCUCUGGGAAAAGGGCCCAGUGACGAGCACCAUCCAGAAGUGAAGGCUGAUGGGUACGUGGACAACCUGGCAGAGGCCGUGGACCUGCUGUUGCAGUACGCGCACCAGUGA